AUGGGGCUCGAGCCGUAUUUGGCGGCCAAAAAACCUGGUGUAAAUUCAGAAGCGUUAGCGGCGCGGGCCAUACCCUGGCUUUUGCUUGCAUAUCAUCAGUUCGGUCUCUGGGAGAUAGAGCGCAGAGCCAACGUAUUCAUCGGUGAGAGAUUUGGAGUUCCCAAAUUGCAGAAAAUUUGUGAUUUAUGGGCAGGGAAGGACUCGCUGGAGCAAAGUGCUACACUCUUCAGACCCAAAUUAAUAGUUGCUGGUGCAAGUGCUUAUGCUCGCUUGUAUGAUUAUGCACGGAUUCGAAAGGUUUGUGACAAGCAAAAAGCAGUCAUGUUGGCUGACAUGGCACAUAUUAGUGGAUUGGUUGCUGCUGAUGUCAUUCCGUCACCAUUUAAGUAUGCAGAUAUAGUUACAACAACGACCCACAAAUCACUUCGUGGGCCACGUGGAGCUAUGAUCUUCUUCAGGAAGAAAGUAAAAGGGACCAAUAAACAAGGACAAGAAGUGAUGUAUGACUAUGAAGACAAAAUUAAUCAAGCUGUAUUUCCCGGACUUCAAGGUGGACCCCACAAUCACACUAUAACUGCCUUAGCAGUUGCACUGAAACAGGCUACGACUCCAGAAUACAAGGCAUAUCAAGAGCAAGUUCUCAGUAAUUGCUCAAAGUUCGCAGAUACUUUGCUAGAGAAAGGCUAUGAACUUGUAUCUGGUGGAACUGAUAACCAUCUUGUCUUGGUAAAUUUGAGAAACAAGGUAUUGAUGGCUCCAGAGUUGAAAAAGUUUUGGAGGCGGUGCACAUUGCUGCCAAAAAAUACUGUUCCUGGGGAUGUAUCUGCCAUGGUGCCCGGAGGCAUUCGAAUGGGAACUCCAGCUCUGACAUCAAGAGGAUUCGUUGAACAAGAUUUCGUUAAAGUUGCUGAGUUCUUUGAUGNUUUGAGUUUUGAUUACUUCAAAUUGAUUGUUUUGUUGGGCAAUUUAGUAACUCUGGCUCUGACAUCAUGGGCAUUUGUUGAACAAGAGUUCGUUAAAGUUGCUGAGUUCUUUGAUGCAGCCGUGACAGUGGCCCUGAAGAUCAAGGCUAAUACAAAUGGAGCAAAGUUAAAGGACUUUGUGGCGACAAUGAAGACAGAAGCUUAUCAAUCUGAUCUAUCAAAGACUGAAUCAGGCCUGAUCUUCAGACGAGAUUCGAUGCAUGAGAGGCAUUUUGACACUGGCAGUGGCAAGGAAGGUUUGACAGCUUAG
Fraxinus pennsylvanica is the source of this 1233-nucleotide messenger RNA. Lineage: Eukaryota; Viridiplantae; Streptophyta; Magnoliopsida; Lamiales; Oleaceae. The record is from the annotation of a GenBank genome assembly.